AUGACGUUUCUAAAGAAAAUAGCCGGCAGUAAUGGUCAUUCCAAAUCCGGAUCGGUAUCCAGCAUAAGGUACUCAGCCAAUUCUCAGGCAUCCCCAUCAGCCUCGGUCAGCUCAUCGAGGUCAUUCAAGACACAUGUUCGAAACUCUAGCAACUCAACUGAUUAUAGCGGAUCCACUUAUGUUUUUGGCACUGGAAAUACAGCAUCUAGUGGAAGUAAUCAUGGCACGCCAACAAGCUCCAAGACAUUCUCUAAGAUGGGUAGUUCAUACAAUAGGCGAUCGAUUGAUAGUCCCCGAUCGACAUCGAACAGGAACUCGGAAUAUACGCUCGAUAAUUCAUCGUUGAACAGUCAUCCUCAAGCAAAUAAGGGUGGAGAUAAUGUAUCAAGGCCAACUAGCUUGGAAAAGAAUGCUGACACGGAUUCAAGUACAUAUUCCAGAAAGUCAUCUGGGUCAACAAGCAGUCUAUCAUUCGAUAAUUUGAUUUUAUCUUGGGAUCCUACAAAUCCUGAUGAAUGGACGUUAUCUCGAGUGAUUGCAUGGUUUAAAUUUCAUGAUUUCCCGGAUAGUUGGAUUGCUGUAUUCAAAAGGCAUCAGCUGUGCGGACAGAGGUUCUUAAGGUUAUUGGCUUACGAUAACUUUGCUAUCUAUGAGAAGCAUCUUCCAAUCAGUAAGAAUGCAUCAUUUGACAAAUUUCAGGCUUUACUUAAAGAUACUAUGAAGAAAAAUGUCUCUAGUUCUCAUUCUAGACAGAGAAGUGGUAAUAGUGUUGCAGCAAUGCAUAUUGAGCCAAAUAAAGGUGUUAAUUUAAGACAUAAAAGUAGCAGAUCACAAGAUGAUAUUGUAGGUUCACGAUCUGCAUCAGAAUCUGGGAUAAAUAAUGAACAACUGAAUCUCGGAAAGCCCCCGGAAAAGGGUGUUGUCAAGUCACAUAAAAAAACAAAAAGUACAGGAUCUUUAUAUCGGAGAAGUUUUAUUUCUUUGAUGGGAUCUUCUUCGCAUAGCUCUGCUGAGAAUACACAGAUGGAAAAGAAUAAUCCUAACAUAAAAAUACACAUUCCUUCAAGACCGCAGUCAGUUGUUGAGAGUGAACCAAGUACGGCGAAGACCUUAUCCCCCUUAUCUCCUCCGUAUUCUGCAUUAUUUAAUAAAUUGGAUCAAAAAAAUAGAUCAGAUCCUACUCUUUUCGAAAUUUCUGAUGAAAAAUAUAGUAGAUUAAAAAAUGAUGACUAUAAUGAUGAUAUAGCCGCACAAAGUAGCUCUACUAAUUUUAACGGCAAACAACAACAUUCAUCUUCGGCAACAUAUUCGAAAUCAAAGAAAAAUGAGAAGGGGGGAUUCAACGUCAGAAAUUCUGCGGUUAUGCCAGAAGAUAAAUCGACAUUCUGGGAAAAGCUUAAAAGGAAAAGCCAAACUAUAAGCCCUAGUACUCAAAAUCAUACACAACUCAACAGUGCCAACCUGUCAAAAAAUAGAGUUUCUUUACAGCAAAUACAGGGUGGUUUUGAUAUGACUGACCAAGUAAAACCCGAUAAUAUAGUGACACCAAAAAUUCACCAGGCACACAAAUCCUCAUCAAUUGAUACAAAAAGUCAGAAUUUCGAGAAUGUCUUUGAUAAAUUUCUAUUGGAUAAAAAAUACUAUCCGGCAAAAAUCAAAUCAUCUACUAAUGAGGAGGAUUUUGUCUUAAUAACAAAAGACAAUGUUUCAUUUAUACCUUUGCUGAUAUCAGAACUUCCUAAUGAAUGUUCCAAACUGAAAGAAUAUUUUAUGCGCAAGCUAAGAAUUGUUUCUGGUGAAUGUAGCGUUCAUAUGACUGAUUUUGGCUGUGAUAUUGGGGCGUCUUUGAAUGACACGCUGUUGGAUACAAUAAGAAAUAGUCUAUUUAUGAACACCUCUAGAAAACUUUUUAUAAGAGAUACAGGAACUCAUAAAUACUCACCUGGAAAGCCAAUAAUUAAUUCAAGCCAGCGUGAAAUGCUAAGAAAAAAGGAAUCGAUUAAAUCAAUUAAUAGUAGUAUUCUGGCUUCCAAUGAUGAAAUAUCUACUAUAACGUCUUCAUCUGAUAUAGCAUCAUUUGAUGAUAGAUCAUCAGCUCCAGGAAGACAAUAUCCACAAACUCCAAGCUAUUUUUAUGAUGCUUCCAAUGUGAAUGACGAUGUUAAUUACUGGAAUUUCAAAGAAAAUCAAUCUAGUUUAGUACCAGGAAAGGUACCUGAUGUCAAGCCUGAAGCGCAAUUUACUUUAAAGAUACCAGAUAAAAUAAAACAUAAAGGCUUAGAAGAUGAUUUACAAAGAAAUUCUUUUCAUGUUCUAAGAAAGGAUGAGGGUAAAGAGAUAGACUUUAAUAACAGGAGGAGAUCUCCAUACACAAAUCCAGAAUUAGCACCUAAGAGGGAAGCACCAAAGGCACCCAUAACAGGCUCUCCAAUGAGACUUCAAAAAUCUAGAAGUCUUUCGAAAUCCGUAUCUAUUGUCACCAAUAAUGAUAGAAGUAGAAGAGAUGAAUUAUCACCUUCAAGAAAAAGCUACAAGAAUUCUGAGACUAAUAGUCCCUCUUCUGAAAAAAUUGUGUCUUCGUAUACUCCUGGAUCAAGUCAUGUUUUGGUUCCACAGCCAUACAAAGGUGUUGGAGACAUAAGCAGGAAGGGUAAAUUGGAGGAUGACCAUAUGUUUUCUAUGACUGAGGUGCUUAGGUCUAGAGUGAACCGAUCGACAUCUAGUGUAUCUAAUAAUUCAGUUAUUUACUCGACAUCCCCAAUAUUAAAAAGAGGAAGUUCUAAGAGGAUUGUAUCAUCCGCAUCAGCGGCUGAUGUUUUUGAAGAAAAUACAAUCAAUUUUAACGAUGUUCCUGAGCUUUCUGACUCUGAUGAGGAUAGUGCAUCUUCAGAAGACAUUAUAUGGGGAUCCGAAACCAAAAUCAGUGAAACUGAAGUAGUCCCUGAAAAUAAUAAUUUCAAUAAAACUGAUUCUGAGGAUGAUGAUAAGAUAUACUCGAUGAAUAAUAAGUUAACACCUGUGAGGAAAAUGACUCUUCGCCCUACGGCUGAGAUAGUCUACCAAAAUUUGGAGAGAUUUUUCCCGCGUGCACAUUUGGAUAAGCCGGUGGUUGAAGAAUUGCAUAACUCCAAGAGUCCUGUUUCAAAAACUAGUGAUAAGGCCCGUAUUAAUUCUAUUUUAGAGCAGCACUCAAAUAUAUCAGAAAAGGGUGUCAAAAGUCAAAAUAAUGAUAAUGUAAUAAAAGAGAAGAAGUCUAACACCAGCUUGCCAAGAAGAACUAGGACAAUCAGAGCCAUUGCUCAUGAGGCAGGAGAGGCUAGAAGAAACAGCAUGAAAGUAAAACGGAGUAAUACAAAAAUGUGGGGCACCAAGAUUGUUGAAAUAACAGACAAAAACACUAUUGAGAUCAAUAAAUCAAAAAAUGCCAGAGGUGAGUACAAAGAGUUUGCGUGGAUGAAAGGUGAAAUGAUUGGUAAAGGAUCAUUUGGUGCAGUUUAUUUGUCACUAAAUAUAACGACAGGUGAAAUGAUGGCAGUAAAACAGGUAGAGGUACCUAAAUAUGGCACACAAAAUGAACUCGUGAAAGAUAUGGUAGAGGCUUUAAAAUCUGAGGUAGCUACCUUGAAGGAUCUUGAUCAUUUAAAUAUUGUGCAAUACUUGGGAUCUGAGAUAAGGGGAAAUAUUUACAGUUUGUUUUUAGAAUAUGUUGCAGGAGGAUCAGUAGGGUCCCUUAUUAGGCUUUAUGGCCGAUUUGAUGAAAAGUUGAUUAGGCAUUUGAAUACACAGGUUUUGAGCGGUUUAAAAUACCUUCACUCCAAAGGUAUAUUACACAGAGAUAUGAAAGCUGAUAAUUUGCUAUUAGAUGAAGAUGGUAUAUGUAAGAUAAGUGAUUUUGGCAUUUCUAAAAAGUCAAAAAAUAUUUACUCUAAUUCGGAUAUGACUAUGAGAGGUACGGUAUUUUGGAUGGCACCCGAAAUGGUCGAUACUAAGCAGGGAUAUAGUGCAAAAGUUGAUAUAUGGUCGCUUGGGUGUGUAGUACUAGAGAUGUUUGCGGGUAAAAGGCCAUGGUCAAAUCUAGAAGUUGUUGCUGCGAUGUUUCAAAUUGGUAAAUCUAAAUCAGCACCACCUAUUCCAGAUGACACAAUUCAAUUGAUUUCAUCCAAAGGCAAAGACUUUUUAAGCAAGUGUUUUGAGAUUGACCCUGAAAAAAGGCCAACUGCAGAUGAUUUGCUGGAACAUUCCUUCAGUAAGGUUGAUCCAGCUUUCAACUUUUCGAGAACCAGGCUUUAUGAGUUUAUCAAAACAAAUGACAAGUUAAAUUCGUCUGUCUUACGUAACACUUAG
Molecule: messenger RNA, 4344 nt
Organism: Nakaseomyces glabratus
Lineage: Eukaryota; Fungi; Ascomycota; Saccharomycetes; Saccharomycetales; Saccharomycetaceae
Gene: BCK1
Product: mitogen-activated protein kinase kinase kinase BCK1
Biological process (GO): protein phosphorylation
Molecular function (GO): ATP binding; protein kinase activity
Source: RefSeq, a predicted model, not a curated record